CGUGUCUUUGUAGCUGGGAAAGAGACCUCAUCGGGUGCGUCGACGCCAAAGGUGAUUGACAGGGCUGCAAUGUUCCACGAUAAGUAUUGGGCGCCCGAUUGGCACAUGGGCAUCAAAGUCCCCUAUUGCGGCCCGGUCGUUUUCUUGAGAGAUUCCAGUGGGGCUUACUACCCCUGCGGUGGAGUGAAGAAUUACGCCUUCGACAAACUGGAGGUUGCUGAGGAGUACAUGAGAUUUCACCUCACCACUUGCUUCGACGCUGAUGGUAACGAGGAACCGGACAACUACAAACAGGUGUCACUGCAUUUGCAGAAGUUCGUCGGGUACGGCAUGCGGGCCACUGAUAUGCCUCCUUUCGAUAAGUCGCGGAAAAAAGACGGAUCGCAGGUUGUGAUGCUCCGACCUUUCGACUUUCUCAAGAGAAUUAACUGCCACAAGGUGUCCAACCAUGUGUGCACUGUGGACAGCAAGUUGACACUCUCGACACCCCUCAUACCGUUCGAUAUUCAACUUAACGAGUUCGCAUCGAAGCUUCGGUCUUAUAAACUGCAAGCGUUGGGCCAAGCUAUUCUACACAGUGCGAUAUCUGUUGGGUCGCCACAUGGCGGUGGGGACCCUGGUGCUCGGCAAAACAACUCGGUGAAAAUUACCGAACGUGGCAAGGUCGUGGAGAAGUCAGAGCCUGUCCAAAAGUCUGAUAUUGCGCCACGUUCGCUGGCGAAUACGGUGUCCAAGCGGUCUGCGCCGGGUCUGAAGCGAGGACAAGGUCCAGCGGAAGUCUCCUCUUUACGUCAUGCUGGUGCCAGCGAACUUCCGGAGUAUUCUGAGAAGACGGAGGCGGACUUCUCGGCUAAGCAACAUGUGCUUGAGAGAAAUGCUGAAGGGAAUGAAGGACAUGACUACGAAGCAGACGAAGAGUUCGCUGGCUACGACGGUGGUGACGGUGACGAACAGGGAGUCGGGGACGGCGAGGAAGGGGGGGGAGACGAGGACGGAGGGGACAAAGAUGACGGUGGGGAUGACGAGGAAGACUGUGACGGUCGUCGUGCCCUCGGAGACGACGAUGACGACGAGGGAACUGGGGGUGGGGGGGCGAAGGACGAAGAAAGCUACGAAGGGGGGAGCGAAGGGGAGCAGGACGAAGCCAAUGAGCACGGAGUGUCUGUCAAUGAGUCUCGCAAAUCCGCCGACAGUUAGAGGCUUCGCUCUGGAGACGAGGCCGUCCUCAACACACAGAGAUCAGUAUGCUCGCGCAAGAGAAAAUC
Molecule: messenger RNA, 1265 nt
Organism: Chara braunii
Lineage: Eukaryota; Viridiplantae; Streptophyta; Charophyceae; Charales; Characeae
Source: the annotation of a GenBank genome assembly